Molecule: messenger RNA, 2747 nt
Organism: Macrobrachium nipponense
Lineage: Eukaryota; Metazoa; Arthropoda; Malacostraca; Decapoda; Palaemonidae
Gene: Rab5
Product: ras-related protein Rab-5B-like
Exons: 6
Coding region: 166-804 (212 amino acids)
Cellular component (GO): endosome; Golgi apparatus
Molecular function (GO): GTPase activity; GTP binding
Source: RefSeq, a predicted model, not a curated record
UCAAGGGGCGGGCGGAGGAGGGGGAGGAGGAGGAGAGAGAGAGAGGUUGUUGUGUGGUUAAUCCUGAAGGGGUGGAAGAACGUCGUUGUUAAUAUUUUGUGGCGUGUGGCCGUUUCCUUUCGGGGUUUUAAGUCUCCCUAGUGACGCGAUUUCGUACAGAUAAUUAUGGCACAGAGAGGAGGAGCACAGAGACCUGGUAAUGGAGGUGGUCAAGGAAAGAUCUGUCAGUUCAAACUUGUGUUGCUUGGAGAAUCUGCUGUUGGGAAGUCCUCACUUGUUUUAAGAUUCGUAAAAGGCCAGUUUCACGAAUAUCAAGAAUCCACUAUUGGUGCGGCUUUCUUGACCCAAACGGUAUGUUUGGACGAUACCACAGUAAAAUUUGAAAUUUGGGACACAGCUGGCCAAGAACGAUAUCAUAGUCUAGCUCCAAUGUACUAUCGGGGUGCACAGGCAGCCAUUGUCGUUUAUGAUAUUACUAAUCAAGACACGUUUGGUCGGGCCAAGACUUGGGUCAAAGAACUCCAGCGACAAGCUUCUCCUAAUAUUGUGAUUGCCCUAGCUGGCAAUAAAGCAGAUUUAGCUACGAAAAGGAUGGUAGAAUAUGAGGAAGCCCAGACUUAUGCAGAAGAAAAUUCGUUGUUAUUUAUGGAAACCUCUGCCAAGACAGCCAUGAAUGUAAAUGACAUAUUCUUGGCAAUAGCGAAGAAACUGCCAAAGAGUGAUAGUACUGCUAGUGCGUCUCCUAGUGGCACUGUCACGGUGGGAGCCACACCAACACAGGGUGCUGCUGGCUGUUGCAAGUGAUCACCUAAUGUACAGGUGAAACAUUGUGAUGCUAGUGUAAGUUACGAUACCCAGCUACUGGUAGCUCACUUUUCUCCAUUGGAUUUGAAGAUUCUGACAUUCCUGGGUUAAAAUUACUUUUGAGGGUCUCAAUUUUUCAUUAUUCAGAAUUUUAGUCUGUUUAAGGUACUUCUCAGUUGUCAAGUUGUACUACAGUUUGAAGGUAGUCUAAAUUGACAGCAUGAUUAUAUUAUUAAAGCAAAAGAAAAAAAAAAAGUUAAUCCCCGAUUAGAGGCCGAUUUUCUUGCAUUUGUGCAUUUUGAAUCACACAGGGCCCAUCUCAGGCUACUUUACAAGACAAUUUUACUGUUUGGGACCUCAUUCAUUCACAAGUUUAAGAAAUUGAAAGUCUUGUUAAUUUUCAAACUUGAUUUCACAUGUUAAUUGGUAUAUCAGUUGCACAUCGUAAUGCCAUUCCCAUUUAUUUAUUUCCUGUAGGUAUCUCCUCCUCCCCAUCUUAUAUUGCAAAGAUAAAUGUUAGAAAUUUUAUUAAAAAAAAACUCCUGAACACUCUAGGUUCACAAAGUGGUUAGAAAGGUUUCUUGCCUUCUCACUAAGUCAUAUUUUGUGAGGGAUCUUGCGCUCCAACAGUUAAUCUGCUCACCAAAGUGAAGGAGAGAGAAUAUGUUUAUAAAGCUUAUCAUUAAUAUAUGAAAUUGAUAUAGUUAGGUGUUGUACAGUAUAUUGAUGCAUGUUCUUGUGUAUCAUGGUUUACAACCUGUUUUUACCAACAUCUGACAAGGACGAUAUCAGAUUAUGCGAGAGUAAUCACCAGAGUUAAGAGUUGAUUUUUGAGCUAACAUGGUCAUACAUGGAACGGUGAGCAUUCAUAAUUCACUUGAACCAUUUUUGUUACAAACAGUCUGCAUCACAUCUGAGAAAAAGUCCAGUCCCAUCUUAUGCUUGACCAUGAUUGGCCAUGUGAUAAUAAUGUAUAUUAUCUAUUUAAGUUUCUUUUUAUAAAGUAGGGAAGAAUUUCUAUGUCAUUUGUAAAUUUUUUUUUGUUUACCGUCAUAUUAACGGAAAAGAUUAGACUUGGGUAGCUAAACUACAAAGGCUGGCAAGCAACAGUAGUUUUUAGAGAUCUCUAAUGGCUUUUGCAGAAAUAAAAAAAUUUCAGGGAUAAUUGUAACAGUAAAAUAGUUAAUGACAGACAACGCGUGUACAGUAACAGGAAAAACUAUUAGUAUGAUUGGCGAUGACCGAUAGUAUGUUGCUGCAUAUUGAGAUUAGAGUUUCGGGCUCCCAUGUCUAAUCUGACCGUCAAUUGUACUCCUUUUGCAUCCUGGUACAUGAUGCUUUUGGCCAAUUGAAUAUAUGCUGUAAUGAAUGCCCAGCUGUGGGUGUGCCAUUGAUAUAAUAAAUAUGACAUUGAAAGUGUUUAUCAAGAUUUUUAAUUGUAUUAGAAGUAUAUUUAUGAUUUUCAAAUGAUACCAUUAAAGAAUAGUUUUAAUGGCUUUUAAAAGCAUGCUUUUUUGGCUUUUGAUGGUCAGAUUGCAAACUCUUCAAAUCUUGGUGAUCAGAUUGCAAGCUCUCAUCAUCACCAUGGCACGACCAUUGCGAGGCAUUUCAAAUGUCAAUAUAUGACCACUCCAGCAAUGAUAGGCCUUAAAGUAUAUGAGGUUUAUUUUCCAUAUUUUAAAAUGAAAGUUAACCUGAUAUAUAAGAAGUUUAAGGAUCGACUAUGGUUGGCACGUCAUAUUAGCUCUGCUCAGUUGUGCUUGGAAUUGCUCAGUUCUUAUAUUUGAUUGAUGUGUGGCAUCCAUUUUGAAGAUUUAAUAUCUGCAGUUGCCAAGCCAAGCACAACUGAUCCUGUUUCAUGUGUACACUAAAACCCUAAAGUCAGACAGCAAUCUUGUACAGUUAAAAAAGUACCUAUUAUAAAUAAUAAAAUAUUAAAUUAC